This is a messenger RNA of Trichomycterus rosablanca, 4135 nucleotides long. It is a transcript of the gene vac14, whose product is annotated as vac14 homolog (S. cerevisiae). Gene Ontology annotation, biological process: phosphatidylinositol biosynthetic process. NCBI's taxonomy places the organism in Eukaryota, Metazoa, Chordata, Actinopteri, Siluriformes, Trichomycteridae. Gene Ontology annotation, cellular component: PAS complex; endosome membrane. The coding region runs from base 437 to 2782 and encodes 781 amino acids. The transcript has 19 exons. The record is from RefSeq and is a predicted model, not a curated record.
GUAGUGAUAGUAACAUUUUACUUAUGAACUGACUAAUGCACAUUAUAUGCAGCAUUAUUAUCGCACAUGGACUGGAUUUACACCUUUUAAAUAUAGAAAUUGGUGUCGUGUGUGAGCGAAAGUGGGUGUUAGAGUAACUGAGAGGGUUUAUUUGGGCUAAUCCUCCUGUUUGUACAUGAACCUGUACAGAGAAGCAGAAGAACAUUGUUGUUCUCACACAGCUGGACUUUCUUUCUCUCUGAUCGUGUGUCUACUAGAUCUCGUUUAAUCUAAAAUUCAUUUACUCAGAUAUCUGGAUCCUCUGGAAGUGGCUGGCAUGAGACUGGCAUGAAACUGCACACAUCUAGAUGAAGUGAAACCUUACCUUUGUUAUUGUAGAGCUAUCUGAUAGUGUGACAUCACUUCAUCUGUUACAGUCAACAAAUAAUUGGAGAAAAUGAAUACAGAAAAAGAUUUCUCUCCUUUAACCCCGAAUAUUGUCAGAGCCCUCAAUGAUAAGCUGUAUGAGAAGAGAAAAGUGGCAGCACUGGAGAUAGAAAAACUCGUAAGGGAGUUUGUGGCUCAGAACAACUCGACUCAGAUAAGACACGUCAUCCAGAUUCUGGCAUCUGAGUUUGCACUCUCGCAGCACCCGCACAGCCGAAAAGGAGGACUCAUCGGUCUGGCUGCCUGCUCCAUCGCCCUGGGAAAAGAUUCUGGACUGUACCUGAAGGAGCUGAUUGAACCAGUGCUCACAUGUUUUAACGACUCAGACAGCAGGCUGAGAUAUUACGCCUGUGAAGCUCUAUACAAUAUAGUGAAGGUCGCCAGAGCAGCAGUGCUUCCUCACUUCAACGUUUUGUUCGACGGCCUGAGUAAGCUUGCAGCAGAUCCUGACCCCAAUGUGAAGAGUGGCUCUGAGCUUCUUGAUCGCCUUCUAAAGGACAUUGUAACAGACAGCAACAAGUUUGAUCUGGUGGCAUUUGUUCCUCUGUUGCGUGAGAGGAUCUACUCCAACAAUCAGUAUGCUCGCCAGUUUAUCAUCUCAUGGAUCUUGGUUUUGGAGUCAGUGCCAGAUAUAAACCUCCUGGAUUAUCUUCCUGAAAUUCUGGACGGGCUUUUUCAGAUUCUCGGAGACGGCAGCAAAGAGAUCAGGCGCAUGUGUGAGGUGGUUUUGGGAGAAUUUCUCAAAGAAAUCAAGAAAACACCGUCCAGUGUCAAGUUUGCUGAAAUGGCAAACAUCCUGGUCAUCCACUGCCAAGUGUCUGACGAGUCUAAACUCACUAAUGAUCUGAUCCAGCUGACAGCUAUGACCUGGAUGAGGGAGUUUAUACAGUUGGCAGGCCGAGUGGUUCUACCCUAUUCCUCUGGCAUCCUCACAGCCGUGCUUCCUUGCUUAUCCUAUGAUGACCGCAAGAAAAGCACCAAAGAGGCCGCCAGUGCCUGCAACAACAGCCUGAUGAAACUUGUGACUCCAGAGGAUGAUGAAGAUGAAGAGUCACAGUCCUUAACCUCUCCAGUGAGCACAGACACGACCAGCAAGACUGAGACGGAUCUUAAUGAUUCUCUGAAUGCCUCACAGGAGUCUGUUGGCUUGAGCAACAUCUCUUUCUUCACACCAACCGGAAAUGACCGGGUGCAGGUGACGCUGGACCUGGAUAGCAUCGUGCAGGUUCUGGACAGACAUUUACACGACUCCUUCACAGGCAUGAUGACACGCAUUGCUGUGCUAAAGUGGCUCUAUCAUCUUUAUAUCAAAACACCUCGCAAAAUGUUCCGUCACACAGACAGCCUGUUUCCUAUGUUGCUGAAGACUCUUUCUGAUGAGUCUGAUGAGGUGAUUCUGAAAGACCUGGAAGUUCUAGCGGAGAUUGCAUCUUCCCGUGCUGGACAGACAGAGUCAUCAGAGUUGAGUGAGGGUGCAAAUAAAACUGAGCUUCACAUUCCAGAUGGGGGCAAAGCUGCACCAAAACAACUGGGAGUGGUUUCCAAAGUGGCUGACUCGUCACCCUCCACUCCAAGCAUGAACUCCUUCUUCUACAAGUUCAUGAUCAACCUGCUCAAGCGCUUUAGUCAGGAGAGGAAACUUCUGGAAAUGAGAGGGGCUUUCAUUAUCAGGCAGCUGUGUCUCCUCCUGCAUGCUGAGAACAUCUUCCACUCCAUGGCUGACAUCCUGCUAAAGGAGGAGGACCUCAAGUUUGCAUCCACCAUGGUGCAAACGCUCAACACUAUCCUGCUCACGUCAGCUGAGCUCUUCCAGCUCCGCAACCAGCUGAAAGACCUGCGCUCACCAGAAAGCUGUGCUUUGUUCUGCUGUCUGUAUCGGUCCUGGUGCCACAGUCCGGUGGCCACAGUCUCCCUCUGCUUUCUCACCCAGAACUACCACCACGCCUACGACCUCAUCCAGAAGUUUGGUGAUCUGGAGGUGACUGUAGAUUUUCUGAUCGAGGUUGACAAACUGGUGCAGCUAAUCGAGAGUCCCAUUUUUACCUAUCUGCGUCUACAGCUGCUGGAUGUAGAGAACAACCCGUAUUUAAUUAAAGCUCUGUACGGUUUGCUGAUGCUCCUGCCGCAAAGCCAGGCAUUCCAGCUGCUGUCCCAUCGCCUGCGCUGCGUCCCAAAUCCAGAACUCAUGAGGACUGUGGAUGGCUCGAAGCCAGCCAGCACCAAGCCCAACACCCUGCUGCAAGUGGACUACGGAGAGCUGCUGCAGCAUUUUGAACAAGUGCAGAGCAAACACCGGGAGGUUCGGCACCAGAGGACUGGCCACGCCGAGCACCCGGACAGGAAGCUGGUGCUUUGAUUGCCCUCUGUCUGACACUAGAAGAGACUGGGCACUAAAGACGUGCGCCUAAGUGAACCCGCUGUGCUUCUACUCUGCUUUUAAAGCGUCAGUCCUACUGUAGGCAUGAAGAGCUGCGAUGUUCCUUGUUUUAUUUGUUUAUAAAGUGCUUUAUGUUCAAGUGACAGAGUUAAAUUAUGAUAGAGACUCGUUUAGGACUGCGGGCCAGUGGUUGUAUAAUCUUAUGCCAGUGGUUUUAGCGUAGCUGGCAAUCAUAAUCAACACAGGCAUUCCAAGCUGAUAUAGAUAACCGGCUUGGGUUUUAAUAACUGCCGCCUGUAUGAGUUGUUCAUUCAUUUCUACAAACCACUUGAUCAUGGUCGAGGCCACAGUGGGUCUGGCACACCUGGAACCACUGGGUGCAAGGCAGGAAUACUUUUACCUCCACAUUUAUCAGUACAUUUAAACCUUAGAUCAUUUUUAUAUUAUAUGAGGUAGAAAAAACUACCCAGAUGGAACCCACAGAGAACAUGCCAAAUUCUUCAUGGCUUGUAUUACUUGGCAAUGGUCAAAUCCAGGCCUUCAGGAACUGCAGCACCACUGUGUCUACAAUUUCAGCUGCUAUUGAAGUGACAGUCCAAAAAUUAAAUUGGUACUAUUUUUCCCUCUCCAUUGUUUUGGUUUUAAAUAGAUCCUUAGUGGACAACAAAUGGUCAGCCAUGCUUGAAUCUUUUAUAUUUAGUGUAAAUUAAGUGUAGAAGAUGGUGGCACAGAGGGUAGUAUGGUUGCCACACAACCAGGUCUAAAUAUUUUCACAUGUUCUCCAUGUUUCUUUGUGGAUCUCCCCUGGGUUCUUCAGUUAUCUUUUUUUUUUUUUUUUUUUUUUUUUUUUUUUUAAGUUGCCCACAAGUGUUUUGGCUACUGUAAAUUGUCCAGUAUGUAGUCCUGCCAUGCACCAGAUAUAUUACACUUUGGCUUUGGAGGCACCACAAGCCCUGAUCAUGAUAACAUGCUAACUGAAAAUAAACCAACUCCAUAAAAUCACUCGAUCACAUCACAUUUCACACACAGUAUGUAUGUAUAUAACAGUAACAAACAUUCCUUUGCAUAUCGCAGACUAUCCCUUGAGCAAUCUACUGCUUGCUCAUGAACGAAAUAAUUCCACUGGUUUCUACUGUAUGUCCAAAGCCCUUUUUUCUCUUCCAUGCUUUUAUUCUCGUGCAUAUUAUUUUAAUGGCAUCAUGCAUUGUACUGCUCUGUCUUACUGAUCAGUGUACUGCGAGUCUGUACCCUGGCCUUAUUUGAACAGACUGAAUUUUAGUCAUUUGUCAUGUUCCGAGACAAAGAUGUAAUAAAUUGAACCGUGUUCUAUCA